CAUGUAAUAGGAAGGGAAGCUUUAAAGCUUCUUUAAAAUGACCGAGAUAUUUUCAUAUCUCAAUGCCACUCCAAUUAUCAUGUCCUAGCAGAUAUUGAAUGUUGUUCUUCAUGAAGAAUAUUGCAAAAGCAGCAAACAGUAGGGUGCUGCUGGCCGAGGAAAAGAAGGUAAACAGCGGCGGCCGAGUUUGGGUCCCGGUGUGGCUGCCAAAUUCAAAAAUGAGAUCAGGAAAGCUGCCGGUCUCUGGGAAAACCAUAAUGCUAUUAUGCAUCGCAAGCUUUCUGGCAGGAUCGCUUUUUAGUAGCCGGAUAUGGACUCAACCUAAUUCUGAAAUGAAUACCGACCUCGUGAUCCCCACAAUCUCCAAUCAUGAGAAGCUUAGAACCAUUUCACGUACUGAAUGUGAUCACAAGCGUAAAUUAGUUGAAAGCAAUGACGGAGACAUCAUGGGGGAAGUCAUGAAGACUAAUCAAGCUAUUCAAUCACUUGAUAAAAGUAUAUCAACAUUUGAGAUGGAACUAGCAAUAGCUCGGACAAAGCAAACAAUCAGCCAAAAUGCAAAGGAAAACAGAGGUUCAAAUCACAGCAUUCCGAAUAAAGCAUUUAUGGUGAUUGGAAUCAAUACCGCAUUCAGCAGCAGGAAAAGACGUGAUUCUCUUAGAGAAACAUGGAUGCCUAAAGGAGAUAAGCUAAGGAAGCUAGAGAAAGAGAAGGGCAUAGUGAUACGUUUUGUGAUGGGACACAGUGCUACACCAGGAGGAGUUUUGGAUCGUGCCAUUGAUAGUGAGGAUGCUCAGUACAAAGAUUUCCUUCGACUUGACCACGUUGAGGGUUAUAAUGAGCUCUCCACCAAGACCAGAUUGUAUUUCUCUAAAGUAGUUUCCAUUUGGGACGCUCACUUCUACGUUAAAGUGGAUGAUGAUGUCCAUCUCAACUUGGGUAUGCUUGCUGGCACAUUAGCAAAAUACAAAUCCAAACCAAGAGUCUAUAUUGGGUGCAUGAAGUCAGGGCCAGUUCUUUCCCAAAAAGGAUUGAAGUAUCAUGAGCCUGAGUAUUGGAAAUUUGGAGAAGAAGGGAACAAGUAUUUCAGGCAUGCCACGGGUCAAAUAUAUGCCAUCUCCAGGGACCUUGCUGCUUACAUCUCCAUCAACUCGGGCAUAUUACAUAGAUAUGCAAAUGAAGACGUUUCAUUGGGAUCAUGGUUAAUUGGGCUGGAAGUGGAACAUGUGGAUGAACGUUCACUGUGCUGUGGGACACCUCCAGAUUGUGAAUGGAAGGCAAAAGGAGGGAAUAUGUGUGUGGCAUCGUUUGAUUGGUCAUGCAGUGGUGUAUGCAAGUCGGUAGAGAGGAUGAAAGAUGUGCAUCACUCAUGCGGCGAAGGUGAUACAGCUGUUUGGACUCUUGCUAAUGCUCUCUAGACUACGGCCUUCUUUAUUUAUAUGAGAUACUCUUAGGAUUCAAAUCCAGAAGAGAUUUACUCUUCAACUGGGAGGGAACUCAAAUUAUCCACAUAGCCAUUAGUAUUUACUUUCAAUUAAUAAACUAUGCAAUGCAAUUCUUGUUUUGCUUAUUUUUGUCACCGGGGUUUGUAUUUCACUCUUUCUGCCGUUGUUUCUAGAGUGAGUACUUCUUACUUCUAUCACGACUUAAGCACAUUUUUCAAUGAAAGAGUACUUUAUCUCUAUAUCUCUAAUCAUAAGUGGAUUCAAAAU
Lycium barbarum (goji berry) is the source of this 1712-nucleotide messenger RNA. RefSeq names its product probable beta-1,3-galactosyltransferase 8. The transcript is spliced from 8 exons. The record is from RefSeq and is a predicted model, not a curated record. NCBI's taxonomy places the organism in Eukaryota, Viridiplantae, Streptophyta, Magnoliopsida, Solanales, Solanaceae. Gene Ontology annotation, molecular function: hexosyltransferase activity. Bases 99 to 1418 code for a protein of 439 amino acids. Gene Ontology annotation, cellular component: Golgi membrane.